AUGACAGGUCUCCCAACCCCACCUCCCGCAAAAGAAGAUGAGCUGAUGUCCACUCCACUCCUACAGGCCACUGAAACACUGACUCCUACAGCUGUUGCCAACACUGCAGUCAUUGCAGUUGUUAUCACAGUGGUCUUUAUCACCCUGCUCUCAGUCCUGAUCAUCAUCAUCAUUUACCUGUACAAGAACAAAGGCAGCUAUAUCCCCUAUGAGCCCCCGGAAGGAGAAGCCAGUGUGACUCUGCAAAUGGAGAAUGCCUCAGUCCAGGGGAAGAAGGAGGAAUAUUUCAUCUGGUGGCUCCCAGGCUCCCAAAGAAUUCCUCUGGCAUCCAAGUGCAAGACUGAGUGUUUAAUUUAUUAG
Messenger RNA from Dromiciops gliroides (monito del monte), 360 nucleotides. Its product is annotated as small cell adhesion glycoprotein-like. The transcript has a single exon. Lineage: Eukaryota; Metazoa; Chordata; Mammalia; Microbiotheria; Microbiotheriidae. The record is from RefSeq and is a predicted model, not a curated record. The coding region runs from base 1 to 360 and encodes 119 amino acids.